This is a messenger RNA of Fundulus heteroclitus (mummichog), 3212 nucleotides long. Its product is annotated as NACHT, LRR and PYD domains-containing protein 12-like. The annotation marks the transcript as partial. The transcript is spliced from 8 exons. NCBI's taxonomy places the organism in Eukaryota, Metazoa, Chordata, Actinopteri, Cyprinodontiformes, Fundulidae. Gene Ontology annotation, molecular function: protein binding. The record is from RefSeq and is a predicted model, not a curated record.
CUGAACUUCCUGAGGAGGAUGAAGCAGGAGGAGCUGGCUGACCAUCUGCAGAGCAAACAUCUUGCUGCAGUUUGUCAACAUCAACUUAAAUCUGGUCUGAAGGAGAAGUUCCAGUGUGUGUUUGAGGGGAUCGCUAAAGCAGGAAGUCCAACCCUUCUGAACCAGAUCUACACAGAGCUCUACAUCACAGAGGGAGGGACUGGAGAGGUCAAUGAGGAACAUGAGGUCAGACAGAUUGAAACAGCAUCCAGGAAACCACACAGACCAGAAACAACCAUCAGACAAGAAGACAUCUUUAAAGUCCCACCUGGAAGAGAUCAACCAAUCAGAACAGUGAUGACAAAGGGAGUGGCUGGCAUUGGGAAAACAGUCUUAACCCAGAAGUUCACUCUGGACUGGGCUGAAGACAAAGCCCACCAGAACAUCCACUUCAUAUUUCCAUUCACCUUCAGAGAGCUGAAUGUGCUGAAAGAGAAAAAGUUCAGCUUGGUGGACCUUGUUCAUCACUUCUUUACUGAAACCAAAGAAAUCUGCAGCUUUGAACACUUCCAGGUUCUGUUCAUCUUUGAUGGUCUGGAUGAGAGUCGACUUCCUCUGGACUUCCAGAACCAGGAGAACCUGACUGAUGCUACAAAGUCCACCUCAGUGGAUGUUCUGCUGACAAACCUCAUCAGGGGGAAACUGCUUCCCUCUGCUCGCCUCUGGAUAACCACACGACCUGCAGCAGCCAAUCAGAUCCCUCCUGAGUGUGUUGGCAUGGUGACAGAGGUCAGAGGGUUCACUGACCCACAGAAGGAGGAGUACUUCAGGAAGAGAUUCAGAGAUGAGGAGCAGGCCAGGAGGAUCAUCUCCCACAUGAAGACAUCAAGAAGCCUCCACAUCAUGUGCCACAUCCCAGUCUUCUGCUGGAUCACUGCUACGGUUCUGGAGGACGUGUUGGAGACCAGAGAGGGAGGAGAGCUGCCCAGCACCCUGACUGAGAUGUACAUCCACUUCCUGGUGGUUCAGACCAAAGUGAAGAAGGUCAAGUAUGAUGGAGGAGUUGAAACAGAUCCACACUGGAGUCCAGAGAGCAGGAAGAUGAUUGAGUCUCUGGGAAAACUGGCUUUUGAUCAGCUGCAGAAAGGAAACCUGAUCUUCUAUGAAUCAGACCUGAUAGAGUGUGGCAUCGAUAUCAGAGCAGCCUCAGUGUACUCAGGAGUGUUCACACAGAUCUUUAGAGAGGAGAGAGGAGGGCUGUACCAGGACAAGGUGUUCUGCUUCGUCCAUCUGAGUCUUCAGGAGUUUCUGGCUGCUCUUCAUGUUCAUCGGACAUUCAUCACCUCUGGUGUCAACCUGAUCGGAGAAACACAAACAUCUAAGAAGUCCUCAGUUUCUCAGGACCCUAAACCAAAGUCUCUUCACCAGACAGCUGUUGAUCAGGCCUUACAGAGUCCAAAUGGACACCUGGACUUGUUCCUCCGGUUCCUCCUGGGACUUUCACUGCAGACCAAUCAGAGACUCCUACAAGGUCUGCUGACACAGACAGGAAGUAGCUCACAGACCAAUCAGGAAACAGUUCAUUACAUCAAGGAGCAGAUCAGUGAGAAUGUGUCUGCAGAGAAACGCAUCAAUCUGUUCCACUGUCUGAAUGAACUGAAUGAUUGUUCUCUAGUGGAGGAGAUCCAACAGUCUCUGCGUUCAGGAAGUCUCUCCACAGAUAAACUGUCUCCUGCUCAGUGGUCAGCUCUGAUCUUCAUCUUAGUGUCAUCAGCAGAAGAUCUGGAUGUGUCCUCCCGGCUCAAAGAACUGGACCUGAAUAACAAGCCCCUCCAGGAUUCAGGGGUGAAGCUUCUCUCUGCUGGACUGGAGAGUCCAAACUGCAGACUGGAAACUCUCAGACUGAGUGGCUGUAACCUCUCAGAGAGAAGCUGUGAAGCUCUGUCCUCAGUUCUCAGCUCCCAGUCCUCCAGUCUCAGAGAACUGGACCUGAGGAACAACAACCUGAAGGAUUCAGGAGUGAAGCUUCUCUCUGCUGGACUGGAGAGUCCAAACUGCAGACUGGAAACUCUCAGACUAAAUGGCUGUAACCUCUCAGAGAGAAGCUGUGAAGCUCUGUCCUCAGUUCUCAGCUCCCAGUCCUCCAGUCUCAGAGAACUGGACCUGAGGAACAACAACCUGCAGGAUUCAGGAGUGAAGCUUCUCUCUGCUGGACUGGAGAGUCCAAACUGCAAACUGGAAACUAUCAGACUGAGUGGCUGUAACCUGUCAGAGAGAAGCUGUGAAGCUCUGUCCUCAGUUCUCAGCUCCCAGUCCUCCAGUCUCAGAGAAUUGGACCUGAGGAACAACAACCUGCAGGAUUCAGGAGUGAAGCUUCUCACUGCUGGACUGGAGAGUCCAAACUGCAAACUGCAAACUCUCAGCUUGUCAGGCUGUCUGGUCUCAGAGGAAGGCUGUGCCCCUCUGGUAUCUGCUCUGAGGUCAAACCCCUCCCAUCUGAAAGAAUUGGACCUGAGCUACAAUCAUCCAGGAGACUCGGGAGUGAAGCUGCUGUCGGCUGGGCUGAAGGAUCCACACUGGAGACUGAAAGCUCUCAGGGUGGAGCCUGCUGGAGUCCGAUGGUUGACACCAGGUCUGAGGAAGUAUUCCUGUCAACUCACAAUCGACACAAACACAGUGAACAGAAACCUCAAACUGUCUGAAGACAACAGGAAGGUGACACUAGUGGAGGAGCUUCAGUCAUAUCCUGAUCAUCCAGACAGAUUUGAUUACUGGCCUCAGCUGCUGUGUAGAACUGGCCUGAGUGGUCGCUGUUAUUGGGAGGUCGAGUGGAGAGGAGAGGUUUAUAUAUCAGUGAGUUACAGAAGAAUCAGGAGGAGAGGAGACAUUAGAGACUGUUGGUUUGGAGAUAAUGAUCAGUCCUGGAGUCUGAGCUGCUCUGAUCGUCAUGGUUACUCUGUCCGUCACAAUAACAUAGAAACAUCUUUCUCCUCCUUCUCCGUCUCUAACAGAGCAGCAGUGUAUGUGGACUGUCCUGCUGGUAUUCUGUCCUUCUACAGAGUCUCCUCUGACUCACUGAUCCACCUCCACACCUUCAACACCACAUUCACAGAACCUCUGCAUCCUGGCUUUGGGUUCUGUUUCGGUUCAGGUUCCUCAGUGUUUUUUUGCUGAUUGAGUCUAAAGAGUCUCCUCCUGUCAGAGAAAGCCUCUCCCUGUUGAACAGAUAGUUU